Messenger RNA from Boleophthalmus pectinirostris (great blue-spotted mudskipper), 661 nucleotides. It is a transcript of the gene cebpb, whose product is annotated as CCAAT enhancer binding protein beta. The record is from RefSeq and is a predicted model, not a curated record. The annotation marks the transcript as partial. The transcript has a single exon. NCBI's taxonomy places the organism in Eukaryota, Metazoa, Chordata, Actinopteri, Gobiiformes, Gobiidae.
GAAGGACCUGUCAAAUCUUUCCAAAACUAGACCCUUGCAUUCAGAACGUGUCCGCUGUCUACAGUCACAGCAGACACACAGACAGAGCAGUUUGUUAGAGACAAUCUUCUGAGUUUAACAGGGGUUGUUUCUAGCCCUAUAUGCUCCUGCAAUCCGGCGGGUGUUAAGAUCCAUGGAAGUGGCCGGCUAUUACGACGAGGGCAGCUUUGCUUUCCACGGUCGCGACAGCAUCAUCACCCCGGUCAGCAGCAGUCACUGGAGGCUCGGUGAAUCCAUGACGGAGCUGGGCUUAGAGGAGCGCGAGAGAGCCGUAGACUUCAGUGUGUACUUGGACUCGGGUCUGCACUGUCCGCAGUUGGCCACACAAGCGCAAACACAAGGGGACAUCUUCACAGAGUUUUUGGCGGAAAGCAAAAUUAAAAGAGUGGGUGCUUUGCAAAACUAUAAGAACUACGCGCACCAGGAAGCAAGUCAUUGCGACAGUUUGAGAGACCCCAGGGAGUCUUACGCACAGUACGCAGAUCUGCACGAGCCCCGCGAGGACAGAGCCGCAGACAGAGACGAGAGUGAGGACAGGAAGAUGGAGAACGGCUCUUCGUUUGACAUGAGGUCCUACUUGCACUACUCCACUCCCAGCGGCAGCAUGGGAAACAUCUCCACC